ACACAGACUGUCACUCAACCUGCAGUGAAACAAGUGACACUAAUUACUUAAAACGCUCGCAAAACCUAGACAGAGAACUUUUUAAAAAAUCCCAAUUCAGCAAUUUACUUCGCAGCUAUGUGUGAUUUUGAUCUCUCUCAAGCUCUGGACUGCUCACCUGAAGAAGGAAUUGAAUCCACCUGCUUUGACAUGAAGGAGGUUGAAAGUGAGAUCUUCAGACUUAAUGAGGGUUUGGAGCUGAUGGUUUCCCACAACAGAAGGACCAUGCAGAGUGUGGCUCUUUUAGUGCUGGGGGUAAACAGGAUGAAAAAGCCACUUACUCAAAGUGACAGGAAGCUCAGUGAUGAUGAUGUCAUGAACAUCAUAGACAGUGUAGUGAAAGAAACUGUUUGGACUCCCACCAAAGGAACAAAACGAAGGGACUUCCUGCGUGCCAACAGUGAGAAAGCGUUGACACUGUGUGACAACUCUCAGAAAGAUCUUGUCCUGUCAGGAGAGUUACAGCUGCAGGCCAUCACUCUGCAAGGGGGAAAUUGCCACCGCAAAGUGAAUUUUAAAAUGUCAUGGUACAUCCCUUUCUCCGUCCCUCCUGGUGACUCUCCUGGUCUGAUUGUCGUCCUGUCUAUCAACAACAACCUGUACAUGUCUUGCCGCAUGGAAGAUGAUAAAGUUGUGCUGUUUCUGGAGCAAUACCAUGAUGACAUUUUAACCGACAGAGACAUGGAGCGAUUUCUCUUCUACAGGAAAACCACUGGAAUUUCUCUAACCACUUUUGAGUCUGUCAAGUUCCGCGGCUGGUACAUCAGCACUUCCCAACAGGAAAACCAGCCCGUUGAACUGUGUAAGGUGGAUGCUGCCAGCCGUCUUACAAGCUUCAGAGUAAACUAAAAGAUGUUGUAGGACCCGAGCAUCCGCAUGAUUUUUGACAUAAUCACUAGAUGAAGCAAUUAUAUAUAGUAAUGCCUGAGUCUGUAGUGGCAAUGUUCUGUACUUAUUCAAGUAGAAAAGCUAAUGAUCUAGUGUAACCUAUCAAAAGCACUUUUACUUUAUAAUACAUUUACUUACAACAUACUUAAAAAGUAAACAAAGAAAAAAAAACUGGAAAACACGAGAAAAUUGUAACAGGAUAUUCCUUAAAACUACUGAUAUAUUUUCUUUUUUUCUAAAAAGCUAUUAUUUUGUAUUUAAGUUUAUGCUAUUGCUGUGGCUUUUUAGCUGUUAAUGUUCUGAUUUAAGUCUUCUGCAGUUUUUUUGUACUAAGACCUUUAGAGGUUAAGCUACGCUAUUUAAGUUAAGCUAUUUUCUGAUAUCUGCUGGUGUUGUGGAUUAAAAAUACUGUUAUGUAUUUAUUUUUUGAAUUUCCUCCUUGUUAGCUUGUAUUUUGUAUUUUUUUAAAACCUCUUUUUGUGAAGAGCCUAUAUAUCUUUAAGAACUUGUAAUGUGUCUUCUCUAACCAGUGUAAGGAUUUUCAGUACCAUAUUAAAACAAAUGCUUUUCCGCCUAUUAAAUUAAUGUAUAUCAAUAUAAAGAACGUUUCAACUGGUAGAUCCAAUGAACUGAGAACAAAAAGUAAAAUUAGUUAACUGUUUGGUAAGAAAUUGGGUUGUGAGAGCCUGCUUUAGGAAUCUGCAAAUAAAUAAUACCCUAAUCUGCUGUACUUCCUACCUAUAGAUCUUCCUACCAAUCUUGGGAUAUAAUUUGGGAAAUUACUCUUCAUCAGCAAUCCUUUCACUUUAGCAUUGUUGUAAUAGCCGCAUUGUGAACUUACAUUAAUGCAUAUUCAUGUCAUAGCUGUUGUAAGCUGAAGGACCAAGUGAUAACUGCUACAUCUGAUUACCUGUGAAUUACAAAUACAUUCAUUUCUUGGAGAAAUGUUGUCUUUGCAUUUAUUCAGGAUUUAUUCAAGACACAUGCCUACAGGAGCCUUUUCUUCAGAAUAAGCACUAUGUAAAUCUCAAGUGAAGGAAAGAAAAGCAUUGUAUAUGAUGGUAUAUGCCUGACAGAGUGAAUUUUUUUUUAAAUUAGGUUUUGUGAAAUUAUAUAUACUGAUUUUGAUUUAUUUGUAUUUUGUUGCACUAUACCUUACAUUUGGUGCCUA
Molecule: messenger RNA, 2098 nt
Organism: Pelmatolapia mariae (spotted tilapia)
Lineage: Eukaryota; Metazoa; Chordata; Actinopteri; Cichliformes; Cichlidae
Product: interleukin-1 beta-like
Exons: 6
Coding region: 118-888 (256 amino acids)
Biological process (GO): neutrophil activation; macrophage chemotaxis; regulation of non-canonical NF-kappaB signal transduction
Molecular function (GO): cytokine activity
Source: RefSeq, a predicted model, not a curated record